This is a messenger RNA of Mytilus californianus (California mussel), 896 nucleotides long. Its product is annotated as glutathione S-transferase kappa 1-like. Lineage: Eukaryota; Metazoa; Mollusca; Bivalvia; Mytilida; Mytilidae. Gene Ontology annotation, cellular component: peroxisome; mitochondrion. Gene Ontology annotation, biological process: glutathione metabolic process. Gene Ontology annotation, molecular function: glutathione transferase activity; glutathione peroxidase activity. The coding region runs from base 90 to 770 and encodes 226 amino acids. The record is from RefSeq and is a predicted model, not a curated record. The transcript has 8 exons.
UAGAGAAUGUAGAUAUCCACUACGAUUCAUGUGUUGUACUAACAGAGGGAAUACGUAUCAAUUAACAAAAUAGAUUUAAAUUUUUAAUAAUGUCGGAAAAGAAAACAGUAGAAUUGUUUUACGAUGUAUUAUCUCCAUAUUCUUGGUUCGGAUUUGAGAUUCUGGUCCGUUAUGUAUCUAAAUGGAAGAAGAUGGACCUAAAAUUGAAACCGGUCUCAUUGGGUGAUAUAAUGAAGGCAUCAGAUAAUCAGCCUCCAGGUGUAAAUCCAAUCAAAAUGCAAUACAUAGGAAAAGAUCUGAUGAGACUCGCAAAACACACUCAAGUCCCAAUGAAUAUUCCUUCUAAUCCGGAGGAGGUGAUAUUUAAAAAAGGUUCCAAGUCAGCCAUGUUGUUUGUAACAGCAGUAGAUAUGGACUACCCAGAAUACACAGAAGAACUUUCCCGCCAGUUUUGGAUGAGAGUUUGGAGCAGAGAUGAAGGAAUAACAGAGGAUGGACAUUUUACACAGGCAGCAAAGAAAGCGGGAAUGAAAGACGACAUAAUAAAAAAAGCAUUAAAAAGAUCAAAAGACAAAGAUGUUGCUGACAGACUGCAAGCUUUUGCUGAUGAGGCACGGGCUAAUGGGGCAUUUGGGGCACCAACAAUGAUUGUCCAUGUAAAUGGUGAAAAAGAAAUGCUAUUUGGUUCUGAUAGAUUUAAUAUUUUAGCCGAAAUGCUGGAUGAGAAAUUUGACGGUCCCCAGAAUCAAUUGUCAAAGAAUAAAGUAUAAGACGGAAGUGUCGUAGUAGAUAUGUAACUAUCUUGAUAAACUUUUACCUUGUAUUAGUUGUUACUUAUUGUACUCAUUUUUUUCAUUUUGUUGUAUUAUGGUCAUUAAAAUGAUUUUCAUCUGGUA